Messenger RNA from Trichomycterus rosablanca, 1233 nucleotides. RefSeq names its product tRNA methyltransferase 9B (gene trmt9b). Gene Ontology annotation, molecular function: tRNA (5-carboxymethyluridine(34)-5-O)-methyltransferase activity; S-adenosylmethionine-dependent methyltransferase activity; tRNA binding. Lineage: Eukaryota; Metazoa; Chordata; Actinopteri; Siluriformes; Trichomycteridae. Gene Ontology annotation, biological process: tRNA methylation; tRNA wobble uridine modification. The record is from RefSeq and is a predicted model, not a curated record. Gene Ontology annotation, cellular component: cytoplasm; nucleus. The transcript is spliced from 3 exons. Bases 1 to 1233 code for a protein of 410 amino acids.
AUGGAUGAGGCUGCGAGCCAGCUGGAGAGAGAGCAUGUUCACAGUGUGUACGAGAGGAUUGCGCCCUUCUUUAACGACAGUCGCUAUAAGGCUUGGCCAAGAGUCAGACAGUUCCUGCUGGAGCAAGAUCCAGGCAGCAUCGUGGCUGAUGUGGGAUGCGGCAAUGGUAAAUACCUGCACAUCAAUAAAAGCAUCUUCAAGCUGGGCUGUGACGUGUGCCACCCACUGGUGGACUCAGCCUGGAGUCGGGGUCAUGAGGUACAGCUGUGCAACGGCUUGCGGUUACCCUACAGAGACGGCUGCUUUGAUGCCAUGCUCUCCAUCGCAGUUAUCCAUCACAUGUCUACCAAAGAACGUCGCAUCCGGGCACUUAAAGAAAUGGCGCGCACUCUGCGGGUCGGAGGCCGGGUCAUGAUCUAUGUGUGGGCUAUGGAACAAAAGAGACGCAAGUUUGAGAAGCAGGAUGUCUUCGUGCCCUGGAACGCGAACCCUCCUUCGUCCUCUGGAAGAACCAGGCAAUGGGGCAGUGGAAGUCAUAGUGUUAGUGAUGCGCCCGAAUCCUUGGACAAGCACAGAAACACAAAAAGCACAUCCUCAGUGGUGGAUGACCAGGAUCUAGUCAGUCCGGGACAGCAGAGGAAGCAGAAGCUUUGGUUUUUUUCUCGCUCUCUGGAUUCUGUGCUGGAUCUGAGCAGCCUGACCGUCUCUCGCUCUUCCUCCAGCGCGUUCUGCAGCCCGUCUGAUGAAACUGAAGUACGAAAUCAAGCUCUAAGCACAAGAGGUCGAGGUCUGAUUAGACAAGUGUCCAGUUUUUUCUCCUUGUCCUCCAGGACCAGCUUAGACGAGGACGUCUUUGUUCCAGACCUGCACGACCAAGGCCAUAAACCAGGUCAUUCCAGUAACGUCAAUGAGACGGUCUCUGUGUCGCUAGUGCAGGACUGUUCAUCAGUGGCGUUACCUGAUUUGGUGUCUCGCCAAAGUAAUGAUGGAAAUGUCGGGGAGGAGGACAGAGGAGAGACAGAACAGGAAAAUACCGUGUCUGUUCAAGAGCAGGACGGGUGUAGUGAAGAGAAGUCGAACGAGUCGUGUCUGCGCUACUAUCACGUCUUCAGGGAAGGUGAGUUGACACAACUGAUCAAGGAACAUGUGGAAGAACUUCACGUUCUGCACACCUGCUUAGAUCAUUCCAACUGGUGCGUAGUGGCCGAGAAGGUCCAUGUUUGGAGAGUGUGA